AUGAAGUCGCCGACGUCGUUCACGCUGUUCACCGCGGCCGUCACGCUUGCCGUCGCCAAUGCCGAGUACUUCACCGGUGACGGUACGGCUUACACGCUUGCCGACACCACCAACGGCAACUGUAACAUGAUGUCGUCGCUCGGUUUCGCCACCACCGACUACGCCGCGCUGAACAACGACCAGUGGAGCGGACUGCAGAACUGCGGCCGCUGUGCCGAGGUGAGCUGCGACGAUGACCGCUGCGCCGACAAGACCAAGUCGGUCGUGGUGCAGAUUCUCGACCGUUGCCCCGAGUGCAAGCACGGCGACCUGGACCUGUCGCCAUCGGUGUUCAAGACGCUGACGGGCUCGGACCCGUCGCGCUACACGAUCAAGUGGAAGUUCGUGGACUGCCCCGUGACGGGCAACGUCAACUACUGUCUGAAGGGUGGCAGCAACAACUUCUGGACGGCCAUCCAGCCGACGAACGUGGCGACCGGCAUCAAGAGCCUGCAGAUCAACGGCAAGGCUACCAAGAUGCUGGACGGAGCGUACUACUACCUGCUUGACGGCUCGGGCAAGGCCUCGACCGACCUGUCGAAGGUGACUGUGUCGAUGACCGACAUCAACGGUGUGGCCAUGAAGGACACGGUGAACCUGAGUGCGGGUUCGUGCACGAAGGGCACCAAGCAGUUCCCCAAA
Messenger RNA from Phytophthora sojae, 681 nucleotides. RefSeq lists its product as hypothetical. The annotation marks the transcript as partial. NCBI's taxonomy places the organism in Eukaryota, Oomycota, Peronosporomycetes, Peronosporales, Peronosporaceae. The transcript has a single exon. The record is from RefSeq and is a predicted model, not a curated record.